AUGAACGAUCAAUCAAGAACGCCCGGCAAAAAUGAACGUGCAAACUUUGCCCAAUUGCCCGAGGGAUCCCCAAACGCUCCGGCUCAGUACCCACUACCUUAUCAAGACGACGAGCUGGAGCACGAUUCAGCCCGCGCUAAAAGAGCCGGCAGCGAUGUAGACGGCGACAUAGAGCUAGGCAAUGUGCCCUUGCUCCCAGCGGAAGAAUAUAACUUUGAAGACAGCGACUCUGAGUUCGAUUUCAAGGAACCAGAGCAAAUUAGACACGAUCCGCCGUUUUCCUGCAGGUUUUCCGGCUUCAGUGCUUGGCUGCGUGGGCCUACGCCGCCACAUGUUUAUCACAUCAAUCCCUGGUUCCCGCAAUGGCAAUCUGCGCCCACUCGAUUGAUUGAUCGGUUGGUUCCGCGUAUGGGAGCAAAAAUCGCCCUUCUACUACUUGGGUUGUUAUUUUGGAUUAUUGUUUUCUUUUCCUCCCUCAAGGCUUCUGUGGCAGACCAGGAGGUCUUGGGCUAUGGGAAACCGGUGAAACUGUCGUGUAACCAACGCUUAUGGAAUAAUGCUACGGACUGUGGGCUGAAUGGUGAUCUUUGUCAACCGUUUGAUGAUCAGUCGUUUGCGUUCCGCUGUCCUGCUGGCUGUGCCCAGGCAAUACUUUUGGAGCCGUAUGUUGUUGGUGGUGAGGAGUACAAUUAUCGUCCGCUGGUUGUUGGUGGUAAGCCUUUUCGACUAGAUGGUCGCAAUAGUGGGAGCUAUCGUGGUGACUCGUCGAUUUGUGCAUCGGCACUGCAUGCGGGCAUGAUCAGUGAUGCGAAGGGAGGGUGUGGUAUCCUGCGACGCCAGGGCGCGAGAGACAAGUUUCAAUCUGUGGUGCAGAAUGGCAUCGCGAGCAUCGAGUACAUGUCGUAUUUCCCGAUGUCAUUUAUUCUAAGCAAAGAGGCUUCCUCGUCGGGAUCUAGCGAUGCGACGCCAGUCGAGUGCUCUGAUAUUCGCUGGCCGCUGUUUGCAUUCACGGUUCUGAUGACGAUCGUCUUUUCCAUGACUGUCACCUCUGGCUCGGUAUUUUACAGCCUGAUUUAUUUCAUCGUCUGGUUUCAGGUCGCUAUGGCCUCUGACCCCCCAACAUCAGGGUACUACAAUCUUGUCUCCGUAGGCUUGGGCCGCUUUCUCCCGGGUGCAUUCGUCGGAUUCGUCCUCUACCAUUUCUGCGUCCGACACACCCUCCAAAAUCUCGACGCCCACAUCGAUAAGACGAUUCUCUGGCUAGGUGGGUGCUGGGUUGGCGCUCUGGAAACCGAUACCUUCGACAGACUCCCAAUCUCGCGUCUCACACCACAUGACAUCCAACAACAACCCGGUGCCUUAACAGCACUCAUCGUCAUCGUCGGAUUUAUCGUAUCGGUGUUCAUCCUUCAAGCCCAUACAUUCCGUCGCGAAGGCCGACUCCUCUCCAAAAUGAGACUAUACGGUUUCCUCGCUCUUAUAAUCAUUAUCCUCAUCGCCGUACCGAACAUGAAUCUCCGCAUCCACCAUUACAUCCUCGCCCUCUUAUUCCUUCCAGGAACCACCCCGCAAACCCGCCCAAGUCUCCUCUUCCAGGGAAUUCUCAUCGGUCUCUUCAUCAAUGGAAUCGCCCGCUGGGGCUUCGAUUCCAUCCUUCAAACCCCCGCAGCCCUUUUAGAUGGUGCCAAACUAGGCACCGUACCCCCAAUCAUCAAUACGACCACCUCGAUAGAUCCAAAUAACAUCGUCUUCUCGUUCCCCGAGAUCCCGGCGCAUGUCGACGGGAUGAGCGUUAUCGUGAAUGACGUCCAGAGGUUCCGCGAAUUCAAACCAAAGGAUAGUGCCGCUGUGCCUGAUUUCACGUGGACUAGACUUCGUCCGAAUCUCACCGAGUAUCUUCGCUUUGGCUAUGUGCACCUUAAUGCCCUCGGGGGUGUUUGGUAUGAGGACUUUUCUGACCCUGCUAGUUGGGCGCCUGAUGGGAACUAUUCCUAUCCGGAAACGACAAGAACAUAG
Penicillium odoratum is the source of this 2016-nucleotide messenger RNA. RefSeq lists its product as uncharacterized. The transcript is spliced from 2 exons. Lineage: Eukaryota; Fungi; Ascomycota; Eurotiomycetes; Eurotiales; Aspergillaceae. The coding region runs from base 1 to 2016 and encodes 671 amino acids. The record is from RefSeq and is a predicted model, not a curated record.